Molecule: messenger RNA, 1230 nt
Organism: Coffea arabica (coffee)
Lineage: Eukaryota; Viridiplantae; Streptophyta; Magnoliopsida; Gentianales; Rubiaceae
Product: UMP-CMP kinase 3-like
Biological process (GO): pyrimidine nucleotide biosynthetic process; 'de novo' pyrimidine nucleobase biosynthetic process
Molecular function (GO): ATP binding
Source: RefSeq, a predicted model, not a curated record
UCCCCUGGUGACUGGUGAGAGGGGAAGAAGAAGAUCUAUAAUUUGUACCGCGGGAGUGCGGGUUUCCUACCACCAACCUGUUUUAAUUGGCAGUUAAAAACGAUUCCCCCGCGAUUAUUUUCCCCUCUCUAUAAAUACCGAAGCUGCUGCUCUCCGUUUCGUCCUAGCUGCCCAAAGCUACAUUUCUCUCCUUAUUUCCCUCGCUUUCAUCUCUCUUAUUUUCCUUCUCUACCAGAGCUUUGGUUGGUGCUCAUGGGGACUGUUCUUGAUGCUGCCAGCAAGGAUGCAAAUGGAAGUCUGUUGACUGACAAAAAGGUUACAGUUGUUUUUGUCUUGGGUGGCCCAGGUAGUGGCAAGGGAACCCAGUGUGCUAACAUUGUCGAGCAUUAUGGAUACACCCACCUUAGUGCUGGUGAUCUCCUUAGAGCAGAAAUAAAAUCUGGUUCGGAAAAUGGGACAAUGAUUCAGAACAUGAUUAAGGAGGGCAAAAUAGUGCCUUCUGAGGUGACAAUUAAGCUUCUCCAACGAGCCAUGAAUGCAAGUGGCAAUGACAAGUUCCUAAUUGAUGGUUUCCCUCGUAAUGAGGAAAACCGUGCAGCCUUUGAGUUAGUUACUGGAAUGGAACCAACAUUUGUCCUUUUUUUUGAUUGUCCGGAAGAAGAGAUGGAAAAGCGUCUUCUGAGUCGAAACCAGGGAAGAGAAGAUGAUAACAUUGAGACAAUAAGGAAGCGUUUUAGGGUUUUCAUGGAAUCCAGUCUUCCUGUAAUUGAAUACUACAACUCUAAAGGGAAGGUUCGGAAGAUUGAUGCUGCAAAGCCUGUGGAAGAAGUAUUUGGAGCUGUUAAAGAAGUUUUCACCCCAUCCAAUGUUGAGGUUGCCGCCUAGGAUAACAUGUAACAUACAGUACCCGAGAUUCCUGUUAUGGUAUAAUGUUAUUGGCGGCAUAAUUUCUUAGCAUGUCAGCAAGUGGAUUUGCGGCUAUACUUGUUACUCCACUAGAAAAUUUGUGUUUUCUUGAUUUUUUAUUAUUUAGAAGUGAGGUUAUGGCUUCCAUGAGUAGGAUGCCUCCGUAAUGUCAUAUGAAGAGAAUUUUUUUUGAUAAUAAGAUCAUCUCAAGUUUUUAUGAUUAAUUGUUUCCCUUUCCCUCUAAUCUCUAUACAGUCUCAAUGAUGUGGUGCAGCGGAACUGCAGAAGUAUAAAAAACUUUCUCCUUCUGUUGUUGUUAGACUA